GGGUUUGGUAGCAGAACCGAUUCACGCAUCGCUCCUAUCCUGCGUGUCUGAAGUCGCUCAAAGACCAGACGACGUCGUUGCACUGUUAGUUGGCCUUGUUUCUUUCUUCCCAACUAGUCAAAAGAAGCAUGUAGAAAUGAUGGAAUUCAAAAUUUUAAAAAGUAGGAAAACUGCGCAGAGGUUUCCCUCUUAGAAGAGAUGGGAGUGAAGAACUUAUGGGAAAUAAUAGAAUCGUGCAAGAAAACCUUACCGCUUCACCAUCUCCAAAACAAAAGGGUGUGCAUAGAUCUAUCAUGUUGGAUAGUACAACUUCAAAAUGUGAACAAAUCGAGAUCUGCAAUGCAAGACAAGGUCUAUCUGAGGGGUCUCUUUCACCGCCUCAGAGCUCUCAUAGCUUUGAACUGUACCCUUAUCUUUGUUACUGAUGGAUCAAUUCCAGCCAUUAAACUAGCCACUUACAGGCAGCGCUUGAAUUCUGGACUUGAGGUUACUACUCAGGAUGAAACAAAUAUGAAAGAAGCAUGCUCACUUCCAAGAAAUAUGGGAUCCGAAUUCUCACGCAUGAUUAAAGAAGCUAAAAUUCUUGGUUUGGCACUUGGAAUCUCUUGCUUAGAUAGCCUUGAGGAAGCAGAAGCUCAAUGUGCAUUACUCAACUCAGAAUCAUUAUGUGAUGGCUGUUUCAGUUCAGAUUCGGAUGUCUUUCUUUUCGGUGCAAGGACAGUGUAUAGAGACAUUUGCCUUGGGGACGGUGGUCAUGUUGUUUGCUAUGAAAUGGCAGACAUAGAGAGAAAACUUGGAUUUGGGAGGAACUCUUUGAUUACACUGGCCCUGCUUCUUGGAAGUGAUUACUCUCAGGGAGUUCGUGGUCUGGGUCCAGAGUCAGCAUGCCAGAUUGUUAAGUCAGUUGGAGACCAUAAUGUUCUUCAACAAAUUGCAUCGGGAGGACUCUCCUUUGCAAAGAAGACUAAAGCUUCAAAGAAACAGACACAGCUAAAGUCAUUUGGUCCUGAAUCGAAUGUUAAUGGGAGUGACAAAAUUUCGGAAAGGCAGAAUCAAUUUUUGCAAGUAAUUGAUGCAUAUUUGAAGCCCAAGUGCCACUCAGCAGAUUCGGAUACAGUCUAUAGGGUUCUUGCUCAACCACCAUUUCAAUGUGCCAAACUUCAACAACUCUGUGCUCGGUUCUUUGGAUGGUCAUCAGAGAUAACUGAUGAGUAUAUCCUUCCAAAAAUUGCUGAAAGAGAUCUGCGGAGAUUUUCCAAUCUACGUUCAACUUCAUCAAAACUAGGAGUUAAUCUUACUUUGCAUGAGAUACCAGUCAAAUGUCCUGUAUCUGGAAUCAUCAAACAUAGAAAAGUUCAAGGAAGAAAAUGCUUUGAGGUGCUGUGGGAAGGGUUUGAUGGACUUGAAACCUCUAUAGUUCCAGCAGAUCUUGUAGAGAGUGCUUGUCCUGAAAAGAUUGCUGAGUUUGAGGAGAAAAGAGCUCUGAGGAAGAAACAGAAUCAACGGACACUAAAAACAAAGAAAGCAGAAAACAUAACAACAGUUGCUGAAGUUGAUUUAGGGCUCAAAAAUUUGUUGCUCGACAUCGAAUCAGAAAGUAAUACUGUUUUUAACGACUCCUUUCCUUCAGAAGCAUCAACAUCAGAGGACAGCACAACUGCAGUGGCAGUUCAUUGUACAAACCAGGACCCUCUUAUUGUAGAGUCGCGAAGUGAUAGAGGUCAUGAUGCUACUGUUCCGUCCUUUCAUGCCAGUCCAAGUCUUCCAAAAAUCGAUAUAAUUGAUCUGUUGAGCCCUUCUCCACCACCACAGUUCCGUAUGGUUCCAAGAUGUCAAGAAGCGAGUGAUAAAUGUAUUGAUGUGAUAGAUUUGAGCGACUCGGAAACUGAGAUGUCAGCUGAACAUGCAAGGAAGGCGAGAGAGCUAAGAUCUUUUCUAGCUGGCAUCCGGCAUGCUUGAAGCCAAUAAAUGAAUAUGAUUAUGUAUUGCUGAGUAUCUAUAGCUUGUAAUAUAAAAUGAUGUGUAUGAGUAUGAGAUCCGAUCUUUUAAGUUGAAGAUAAAAGAAAUAGGUUGUAAAGAAGUAAAGAGAGUAGUGCUUGUAGAGACACUCGGUAUUACAUAUCAUUUUGAUGAUCCUAAAAUAACUCGACUCCUUCGCAUGUUACGCAAAUCA
Molecule: messenger RNA, 2173 nt
Organism: Ricinus communis (castor bean)
Lineage: Eukaryota; Viridiplantae; Streptophyta; Magnoliopsida; Malpighiales; Euphorbiaceae
Product: single-strand DNA endonuclease 1
Exons: 14
Coding region: 199-1959 (586 amino acids)
Molecular function (GO): DNA binding; 5'-flap endonuclease activity
Source: RefSeq, a predicted model, not a curated record